AUGAUAAGGAAAAGGUUACAAUCUUUAAAGAAGGAUUAUUUAAAAUGUCAAUAUAGAAAUAUUAUAUCAUCAAGUAUUAAAAAGAAAAAAUACAAUUAUAAAGAAGAAAGUUUAAAUUUAUAUGUAGCUUUCAAUUAUAAUAUAAAUUUGUGUCAUGAACGAUUUGAGAAGAAUAUUUAUUUGUAUGAUGUAAACUCCACAGUUUUUAAACUUUCAAAAUAUAUCCAUAAAUUCAAGAAAUAUAUAAAAAAUGAAACAAAAAAAAAGAAGGAAUAUGAAAAGAAUGAUAAAUAUAAUUAUAAAAUAGAACAAUUAUUUAUGUGUUAUAUUUCACUUCAUAAUAAUAUCAAUAGAGAUAUAUUUUUAAGAUUAACAAGAGAUGUUUUAAGUUUCCCAUCAUUGAAAGAAAAAAUAAUUAAUGACAAAAAAUAUUAUGAAUAUCUUUUAUAUGAAAUAAUAAAAUGUGGACAAGAAAAUAAAGUUGAUAAAAUACACUUUUAUGAAUAUGUAAUAAAAAUCAUUUCAAGUUUCUUAUUGAAUUCUACUUUAUUUUUCAAUGAACUUUUUGAAAGGAAUUUUUUUUUAGAAUUCUUAAAUUUAAUUAAAAAAGAAGAUAUAAAUAAUUAUAUCAAUAAUUUUACAUAUCUACUUUCAUGUAUUUCAUUAUAUAAAAGAGCUCUGAAACAAAAUAUAACUUUUCAUAAUAAUAAGGAUUUAUUAUUAUCAUCUAAGUUUUUAUCUGAAAAUAAUACAAAUAUAUUGAUAGAAAAAAAGAAAAAUGAAAUAUUAUUAGAUAGCUUAAAUAUUAUAUUACAAAUUUUUGAUAAGAUACAAAAUUAUCAUUAUUUUAAACAAAUAGAUAUUUGUAAUAUAUUUGAUUUUUUAAAUGAAUUUAAAACAUUUCAUAAAAUAAAAAUAUGUAUUCUUAUAAAUAUUCAUAAAUAUUUAAUUCCCUCAAGUGAUAUGAAACAUUUGUGUUUAUUAAUAUAUUUAAUAACUUCAAAUAAUAAUAGUAGAAAUAUAUAUAAGGAGUGUAUCCAGCAAGACGCCUACAAAUAUAUAUAUAAUAUAAUUUUUUUAAGGAGAAAUGAACUAUAUGAUAUUAAGAAUUGGAACCUCUUUUUAUUAAGCUUAAUAAAAUAUAAAAAAAAUGAAUACACCAAUAAUAUUAUGAGAAAAAGGAAAAUCAAAAAUAUAAAAAUGAUAAAAAGUAAUGGCAAUAUAAAUGAAGACAUAAAUGAAAAUGUAAAUGGACACAAUAAUAAAAUAAGUGGUGUUCCAACUAAUCGUCAGAUAAAUAAAUCUACAAAUAUGUCUUUAAGAUCAUCAAAAAAAAGAAAUUCUAUAAAAUACAAUAAAAAGUUUGAAUUGUGCUUAAAUGUUAAAAAUAGAUAUAUGAAUAAAAAAAAAAAGUACAAAGAGAGAAUUUUAUAUUUUUCAAUCAAGAAUUAUUUUAUGCAAUUAAUAGAGCAAGAAAAAAAAAAAAAAUUAAAUCCUAAAUAUAUAAAAACGUUUUAUGAAUAUUUUUCUUUUUAUCAUAUAAAAAAAAAUUGCAUAAGAAAAAAAAAUUAUAUAUCACCUUUAGUUUUAAUUCAAAAUUAUGAAAGUGAAAAAGAAACACACAAAAAAAAAUAA
This is a messenger RNA of Plasmodium adleri (nom. inval.), 1635 nucleotides long. Its product is annotated as conserved Plasmodium protein, unknown function. The transcript has a single exon. Bases 1 to 1635 code for a protein of 544 amino acids. The record is from RefSeq and is a predicted model, not a curated record. Lineage: Eukaryota; Apicomplexa; Aconoidasida; Haemosporida; Plasmodiidae.